Messenger RNA from Pygocentrus nattereri (red-bellied piranha), 2296 nucleotides. RefSeq lists its product as uncharacterized. The coding region runs from base 56 to 1969 and encodes 637 amino acids. The record is from RefSeq and is a predicted model, not a curated record. Gene Ontology annotation, molecular function: transmembrane signaling receptor activity. The transcript is spliced from 7 exons. NCBI's taxonomy places the organism in Eukaryota, Metazoa, Chordata, Actinopteri, Characiformes, Serrasalmidae. Gene Ontology annotation, biological process: cell surface receptor signaling pathway.
UCUCUCUCUCUCUGAGACACACACUCCCUCAGUGUAAUGUAGGACCCACUCAGAAAUGGACAUGAAACUCUUCAUCUUAUCAGUUGUUCUGGGGUUUGCAAGAGGACAAGGGGAACUAACCGUGUCCCUGUUCCCAGGGUUCCCCCCUCAACGUCUGUACGUGGGUGAUGAGGUCACUCUGAGGUGUAAGGAUGGUGGCUCUAUUCUCACCAGUGAUGUAAAAUGGAAGAAAGGUGGAGUCCAGCUCUCUGACAGCAUUAAUAAUGGCAAGUUAGAAAUUCCCGUGGUGACGCCGUUGGACUCGGGGACGUACACCUGUGAGAGUGGAAGCAAGAAGAGUAAGGACAUGGAGAUCAGAGUUCUGGACAUGCUGCCCCUGGCGUCGCUCUCCGUUCUAAACAGAGGGAGGACUGUUCUGGGUAAAGGAGGGGCGGUUCUCAUGGAGCUCUACGUGGAGGAGGGGCUGAAGGACUGGUGGUGUCGUUAUACAGAAGGUGACGGUGAAAAUUGGCUCCCGUUACUGCCAGACAAGUGGACGAACAGCAACCGCAGUGUGGUCAUACACGCUGAAGUCGGCCAGGAAGGCAGCAGGAUCUUCUGGUGCAUGAACAUCAAGGCGACACCAAAGGAGCAGCGUCCACGCAGUAACGCCGUCAAGCUCACAGCUACAGAGAAAAUGGUGAUGCUGCAGAUAUCCCAAAGGCCAGCGUGGUCGGGUGAAACGGUCUCUCUGAGCUGUGACGUGUGGGGCGGCGCACAUGUGGAAAAUGCCGUGUUUUAUCAGGAUGGAAAAGAAGUCCAAAAGGGUUCCAAGGACACAUAUGACAUCCCGAAUAUCGCCAAGGACAGCGAAGGCGAAUACACCUGCAAAGCCACCUACAAGUUCACCCACAUCAAUCCAGCUGCAGCAGAGCGUAGCAACAUGCCCUCUGAUCAACAGGUUCUCAGAGUCAUAGGAGAUGUGUUAGAUGGCCCUCCUCUGGCCCACCUGGACUGUAACACUCUGACCUGUGAGUGCCAGAAAUGUAGUAAUCCUGGUUCCUACCGCUGGCAUCACAUCCCCCAGGGACAAACACGAACAGUGGUACUGGAGGAGUCUGGCUAUUACAUCAGCUCUAGGAGGGCUGGGAAGUACACCUGCUCUGUCAAAAUCCCGCCAAAUGGCCAGUCCCGCCACAGCAACGAGUGUAUCCUGAAAGAGGAUGAAGGCGAUGGACCCAACCUCAUGGUGCUUGUGGUGGUGGUGCUGUUUGUCGUAGGGUUGCUGUUUCUGUUGCUGGGACUGUAUAAAUGUAAAAGAAACAAUGAUCAGAAGAGUAAGAGACAGAAGAAGAUGGAGGAGGGUGCAGACGGAGGAUACGAGGAGGUUGGCACUGAGAAGAAAGGAGCUGGAGCAGAGGGCGAGUACGAGCUCCUCAAGCUCAGCACUGAAGAAAAAGACAAAGCCCAGUAUGACACCCUGAAAGGUCAGAGUAAGGGUCAGGGUGAGGGAGGGUAUGAAGCUCUAAAGGUUGGUCAAGCUGGGGCUGAUGUUUACCACACUCUAAAGGAACAAGGUCAGGGAGAGGGCGGGUACGAGGCUCUGAAGACAGCUCAGGCUGAGGUCUACCACACCCUAAAGGAAGGUCAGGAUGAGGGAAAGGGGGAAUACCAGGCUCUGAAGACCGGGGAGGGUGAAACUACAGUUUACCACACUCUAAAAGACCAGGCUAAGGGUCAGGCUGAGGGCAAGGGGGAAUACGAGGCUCUGAAGACCGGGGAGGGUGAAACUACAGUUUACCACACUCUAAAAGACCAGGCUAAGGGUCAGGCUGAGGGCAAGGGGGAGUAUGAGGCUCUAAAGACUACUCAGGCUCAGGUCUACCAGACCUUGGGCCAAAAACAGGAGUCAGGACAAGCGGAGGGGCAAAAGGCAAAAGAGGAAAGUCCAUACGAGGAACUCAAAGCUGAAAAAAAGGAGAAAGAGUGAGUGACCUUAAAAGGCCCUUUAUUUAACCACUGUUUGAGGGCAUUAAAAAUAGAAGGUAAAAAAAGGACCCAAAGACAAUUUGUCACCACUUAAGCAGCAAACCAUGUGGUUCAAAAACGAGCAUGAGACACUUUUCCAUAGACACUUUGCUCUUUGAACAUAUUAGCAGCCUUAAAGAUUAAUUCCAACAAAGUGUCUAAAUAACCCAGUGAGUGAGGUGUAAUCAGAGAGAUUCAGAGGGUUUGGUGUGAACUGGUCCAGACGUCUUUACAGUGGUGGUGAUGGGAACCAGGCGUCGCCAUGACUACAACACAGAUAUAGACACUU